AUGCACAAAAAUCCAUUCGUCCCGUCACCAUCUUAUCCGACUGUUCAGCAGCCACCACUGCCUCCAGGUCCUCCCCCACCUCAGCCAGCAGCUCAGCCAGAUUACUCUGCGUACUGGGCGGCUCAACAGCAACCCGCUGCUCAGCCUGCAUUCAACCCACAAUGGGCGGGCACAAAUCCUCAAUGGCCUGCCGCUCAGUCUACUCAAGUAUCUGUACAAGCUAAGCCGUCUACGGAUCAAUCGGCAGCUCUUUAUGCGAAUUAUGGCUACGGCGGCCACCAAGCUGCUCAUUGGCAGCAACACCAGCACGCACACCAGCAACAACACCACUAUGCGCAACCUCCCGCUGCUGUUGCACCAUCUGUUGCACCUCAGCCCUACAAUCCGUAUCAACCUCAAAAUGCCGCUACCUAUGCCCAGCCAGCGCAGCCAUAUAGCAUCCCCCAGGCACUUCCUCCACCUCAAACGCCUGCUCAGCAACAGUACCGCCCACCUCAAGCUCCACAGCAGCCUUACUUCCAGCAACAGCAACAACAGCAGCCCAGAGGUCCAGCAAGCACACUGCAGCGAACGGCACCGCAGCAGCAGCAGAUGCCUCCGGCGAAACGGCCUCGCUUUGACAACACACACCAAUCUCCACCUCAACAACCCCGCUUCCAGCAAGCCGUGCAGCCGAUGUCAAUGCAAGGUGUGCCUGUGGGUCCAAGCAAGCAAUCUGGAAUGUCUGGACUACCUUCCCAGCCUAGCCAAAUGCAAUCGCAGGGCAAAUUCUCGGGUGGCAUGGGAAGGGGUGGCAUGGGUGGAAGAGGGCCUAAUAUGAACAGAGGAGGCCGAGGAGGGAACAUGGGGUCAAAUCGAGGCAUGGGUAUGAAUCGUGGACAUGGUGGAAUGCAUGGCGGAGGUCGCGGUGGUGGAUCCGGCCAUUCCAGCAAUGCAUCGAUGCGCAAUCAUCAAUCGCGCGAUCGCGGCGGCUUUGGUAACUUCAAUCGGAGAGGCGGAAGCUCGUUUAAUAACGGGCCGCAGCAUCACCAAGGAGGUUCUGCUCGCAGUGGUCACGGAAACCGUUCCGGAGGCUCAAUGCAUGGUGGGCACGGCGGACGUAGCGGACGAUCAGAUGGAUUCCAUCAGCACCGUGCUCUUUCAAACGCUACAAAUACUAGUGGCGGCAUAGGUAAGCGCGAGGAGAACAGGCGGACUUUGACGGAUUUCAAGAUUGUUGGUUUGGAAGUCCGAAGCUUGGAUUGGCACUGGGGUUACAUUCCACCUCAAUCUGGUUCCGAGACGAUAAAAUCCGAAGAGAAUGUGAAAGCUGAGGAGUCUGAGCAGAUUCUCGAGGCAGCGGCAGCGGAAACGCAGGAAGUUUCUGCCGAUACUGAUAAAUAUGCUGUUAAGGAGACGCAGACCGCGCACUCUGCCUCUAACGGAGCUACAGCUGCGCGAAUGCGAAUUUACUUCCACACACCUCCCUCUGCUGAUGAUGCUCGUCCUAUUCUCCCGACUCCCUCCGUGUCUGAUCUGCGUAAAGGGAAACGUAAAAAAGUGGAUGAUGAUGAGGGUGACAUAGAGGAUGGUAUAAGGGCUCCUCCGCCCCCACCCCGCCCACGUGGACACGAAAGUGAGGACAGUCACGCGAAUGAGACAGAACAGACGGCCGAAUCUGGAGAACAUGAUAAAAACAUUGAACGCGAAAGUGUCGCGCCGAGCGUUGCUGAGACCGGUAGUGAGGCAGACUGGUUAAUGGCUGCUAUCGUGGAUGGUGAUGCGGACGCGGAUGGCGAAAUGGAUAUAUAUGAGCAGACUCAAGUUGAGGCUGAUGUUAGUGUUCAUGACGAUGGUGAGCUUCAUACCGCCACUGGUGACAUGGCUAGAAGUGGACGUCUCGGCGAGAUUGUUCAAAACAUGUUACCAGUAGACGUCCACACAGACUCACACAUUCCUUUCUUCUCUUCUCAAGGUCACUAUGAGGCUAAUGAAUCAUUGGUUGAGCCAAAGACUCAGGAGGAUAACACUGCUGAUACUCAGGUAGCUGACAACGUCACUGGUGACGGUAAUGAUGAGGCCCCUACUCAGAUUGAGUCCCCGGCUGCCUCAAUGGUCCCUCCAGAGCCUACUGGGAUUCAGUCUGUAAAAGCGGAGGAGGCUGAUUCGUCUGUCCCAAGGGAAGUGGCCCAUACAGAAUCUUCUGUUGCAGAGGCUGGACAAAAGAACGACGGAGCUAGCGAUCUGUCUCAAAUGAAAGAGGAGAGCAUUGAACUGAUUGUUUCUUCUAUUAUUCCCAAUGAUCCGUCCGAGAACGAUGAUGGAAAGCCUCAGCCUUCUGACUCCGCCGUUAAGGAGGAUAUUGGGACUGCCGAGAAACCUGUGACGAUGGAUGCUGAACAUCUUCCGGAGCCCCCAGCGUCUCCAACCUCCAAUACGGCGUUUUCUGGUACUUCUACGGGUACUUCCACUGCCAAUCCUGAUCUUCCUGCCAAGCCCGCUGCUAGCAGCACCAGAGUAGCUUCUGCAAACCGCGUCUCUAUUGCAUAUGCAGCUGGGACCAGGAGGCUUAUAGUUGACGCUGAUGUCGUGGAGAAGAUGACCAUUUUCCGUGCUGAAGGCCGGAUUGACAUCGACAUGACGAUCGAGCGAACUACGGGUGGAUUCAAAGGGAUAUUGAUUGAAACGCUCAAUGAGAGCAAGGCCUAUUCGGCCAUCACAGACCUUUCUGAAGCUCUGGAAUCUGAUUCUACUCUUCCGCCGUUUUGGAAGGCGGAAUCUGGCACAAAGGUUGUCAUAAAUGUUCAUCUGGACAAGGAUCGUCCGCUUUCUGAACCAAAGUGGAUAAAAACGGGUGAUGUACAAGAUUGGUUGAAAGAUAUGUUUGGCGGGCGGUUCUGGGUUGCUGGCGAAGCUGUCGGUUGGGAGAAAAAGAUUGAAGUACGGUACCCCGAUCCGGCCCCAACUAUCCAAACUGUUUUAACAAGUUGGUCUACCAACUCACCAGUCGGUGUAGCUUCAGAGCGAUCUCGCUUCUUGAAGACACAUAUGACAGAUGCGGAUAAUGUGCUUGAAAUCUUUUUAAGGCUAGUGAGAGGUGAGAGGGCGACGCCAUUCUCACAGAACGCGUCAAGCAUCUCUACACCAUCGAUCCAAGGCCCUUUGUUGGCAGCUCUGGAUACAUCCUCGCCUCAUGCAGCCCAGCAGACGCAUGUCUCUUUAGCUGUCAUGGCGCUUGUCCGUCUUGCGACCCAGUAUGCGGAGCAAGCACUUGGUGAGGGGAAAGGAAAGGAGCAGGUUGAUGAGCGAGACGCGUCACGCAUCCAGCUUGAACACAGACAGCCAUGGAACACCUACGACUCUGACAAUACCGUCUUCUCCCCUCAAGGCCGUAUCCACCAGGUGGAAUACUCCCUUGAAGCAGUUAAGCAGGGUUCUGCUGUAGUGGGGCUUCGGUCAAAGACUCAUGCAAUCCUUCUCGCGUUGAAGCGUUCAACGGGCGAGCUGUCUUCAUACCAGCAGAAGAUGUUCAGAAUCGAUGACCAUGUUGGUAUUGGGAUUGCAGGAUUGACUUCUGACGCAAGGGUGCUGAGUAACUUUAUGCGACAGCAGGCUAUGUCGGAGCGCAUGGUGUUCAACCGUCCAAUACCCGUGAAUCGUAUUGUAACUUCCAUUGCAGACAAGGCUCAGGUUAACACGCAAGAAUAUGGACGACGUCCCUACGGAGUUGGAUUCCUCAUUAUCGGUCAGGAUUCGUCGGGCCCACAUCUCUUCGAGUUCUCGCCUUCCGGACUCUCCUUUGAAUACUUUGCCAUGUCAAUCGGCGCACGUAGUCAAAGUGCGAAGACUUAUCUCGAACGACACUUUGAGGAGUUUGCGGAAUGCACUCUCGAAAAACUGAUCGUACACGGCCUACAUGCACUCCGAGAGACACUUCAGCAAGACAAGGAACUGACGAUUCACAAUACGACUAUCGGCAUUAUCGGUCCUGCUGGUGAACUUGAAACCGGUGUACCUCCAGAGGGCCCAUUCAGGAUGCUUGAGGAAGAGAAAGUAGAUCCAUAUAUUCAGAUGUUGCCUGCUAGAACGCCAUCAACACGGACGGCGGUCUCUACCACAAUGGAUACCCAGGCGGCGGCUGGUUCAACUCAACCUCCACCAGGAGACGAAGACGUGCAGAUGUCCGAGUAG
Fomitiporia mediterranea MF3/22 is the source of this 4170-nucleotide messenger RNA. RefSeq lists its product as uncharacterized. Bases 1 to 4170 code for a protein of 1389 amino acids. NCBI's taxonomy places the organism in Eukaryota, Fungi, Basidiomycota, Agaricomycetes, Hymenochaetales, Hymenochaetaceae. The transcript has 9 exons. Gene Ontology annotation, cellular component: proteasome core complex; proteasome core complex, alpha-subunit complex; nucleus. The record is from RefSeq and is a predicted model, not a curated record. Gene Ontology annotation, biological process: ubiquitin-dependent protein catabolic process.